Molecule: messenger RNA, 1620 nt
Organism: Manis javanica (Malayan pangolin)
Lineage: Eukaryota; Metazoa; Chordata; Mammalia; Pholidota; Manidae
Source: RefSeq, a predicted model, not a curated record
GGGGCGGGCCUCCGAAGUUGUUGGACGCUAGGCCGGCGGGCCCGAGGGCGAGCGGGCUGCGGGCCGGCGGGCAGACCGGGCCGGGGCUGGAGAAGUUCGCGCGGCGGCUCGUGAGCGCAGGGUGCGGGCCCCGCCGGCCGUUGCGCGCCCGCUGCCAUGGCUUUCCGCAGGAGGACGAAAAGUUACCCGCUCUUCAGCCAGGAGUUCGUCAUCCACAACCAUGCGGACAUCGGCUUCUGCCUGGUGCUCUGCGUCCUCAUCGGGCUGAUGUUCGAGGUCACCGCCAAGACUGCCUUCCUAUUUAUUUUACCUCAAUAUAAUGUUAGUGUGCCUACAGCAGACAGCGAGGCCGUGCGCUACCACUACGGGCCGAAGGACCUGGCCACCGUCUCGUUCUACAUCUUCAUCGCCGUCAUCUUGCACGCUGUGGUUCAGGAGUACAUUUUAGAUAAAAUCAGCAAACGGCUUCAUCUCUCCAAGGUCAAACAUAGCAAGUUCAACGAGUCCGGACAGCUGGUUGUCUUUCAUCUCAGCUCGGUGGUGUGGUGCUUCUACGUGGUGGUCACGGAAGGGUAUUUAACAAACCCAAGAAGCCUCUGGGAAGACUACCCCCAUGUGUACCUCCCCUUCCAGGUGAAGUUUUUCUACCUGUGCCAGCUGGCCUACUGGCUGCACGCGCUUCCCGAGCUGUACUUCCAGAAGGUACGGAAGGAGGAAAUUCCCCGCCAGCUCCUGUACAUUUGCCUGUACCUGGUCCACAUCGCUGGAGCAUACCUCUUAAAGUGCGUGAGACCCCAGCGCCAGCCAGAUUUCCCUGCCGUUUCAUGUCCCUGCAUCUCUCCACACAUUCAUUUAAUUAGGCUCUGUGUGCUGCUGCUCGUGUGUGCUGCCCAAGCCUGGCUCAUGUGGCGCUUCAUCCACUCCCAGCUGCGGCACUGGCGGGAGCACUGGAAUGAGCAGAGUGCCAAGCGGAGAGCCCCAGUUGCCCCCAGACUACCAGCCCGGCUCCUCAAGAGGGACUCUGGAGUGACUCCAGCUGACAGUGCUGGGUGGGCAGCAGGAGGGGGACACCCAGUUCUCCUUUGGUGCCUGCCGUGCUCUAGUAGCCACCUGUCACCACCCCGGGUCUCAAGACACUGCCAGUCCUGCACUUUCUGUCCAGCCCGGGGGCCUGUCUGCACGAGGAUUUGUUUUCUGACUCACCUCCCUUGCUCCAGGUGUGGCCUGCUUGGCAAGGGCUCAUAUGUGUUAGAACCAGACACGUGCGUGGCCGCAUGUGCCGAGGAGUCAGGCCUGGCAGCAGCAGGAAGGGGGAGCAUGAGGCUGCAGCCAUAUUUGCCUCUUUAAUUUUGAACAAACACGUGGAGGUGUCUUUAACAAGGAUAAAAAAAAAGCAGAUUUUCUGCCCGAGGAGUGUCAAGCAUCUGUGUAAGGACUUGUCCCUACGGCCUCCCGACCUUCUCCCUUCUCCCUUCUGUUCUUGCCUUCCCUGGAAGUUGUUGCUGAAGGGGGGCUGGUGCCCUGCAGGGGGCUUCAGAGAAACUGAGGACACUAUGGCAGCAUGUCAGCGAUUUCAGUGAGGAUCUGGUCCCACCCUGAGCCCCGGGUGGGCAGGCCUCU